AUGUCAUUUCGCAAGAGAGUCACGGCGUCGGCUGUGAACUCGCCCGUUGUUGCCAGCGUUUACGCGACCGCUUCUCUGUCCUCAGAAGAGACCCAGCAGCUGCUUGACCAGUUCAUUAGCGAGUGCGACCGUCUCGAGGCCACCGCCUUGGAUAAGAGCUACCAUGGGCCCGAUUCGACCACUCUGAGCCAGCUGAAGCGGCUGCAGAGAGAACUGAGGGGUCUGCCGCCGCUGCUGCUGGAGGGCCAGGCCAAGGAGAAGAGCGAGAAGGUGCCGAAGAAGACUGUUUUCGAGGACGUUGGGGAGAAGCCGAAAAAGAUUGUGUUUGACGAAGAGCCGCAGGGGGCUGAGACAGCGGGGGACGAGACAGCAGAGGCCGACGAGACGGUGGUGAGCGACGAGAACGGCGAGGAACGGCAGAAGAAGCGCAAACUGGAGAAGAAGGACAAGAGAGACAAGAAGGACAAGAAGGACAAGAAGGCGAAGAAAAGCAAGAAGGAGAAGAGCGCGGAGUGA
This is a messenger RNA of Ogataea haglerorum, 516 nucleotides long. RefSeq lists its product as uncharacterized. Lineage: Eukaryota; Fungi; Ascomycota; Pichiomycetes; Pichiales; Pichiaceae. The transcript has a single exon. Bases 1 to 516 code for a protein of 171 amino acids. The record is from RefSeq and is a predicted model, not a curated record.